Molecule: messenger RNA, 399 nt
Organism: Adineta ricciae
Lineage: Eukaryota; Metazoa; Rotifera; Eurotatoria; Adinetida; Adinetidae
Source: the annotation of a GenBank genome assembly
AUGCAUCGUAUUAUUUUUCUGUAUUUCAUCAUUCUGAUGAUGGUUUCCACGAUAUAUGGACUGAAUUGUAUUGUAUGUUCAACUAUUACUAAUAUCGAUUGUUAUGAUCCUUACAAGGGAGAUUUAUCAAAAACAAAUCCUGUAUCGCAAUCAGGUUUUACAUCUUGUCAAAAAACAAUGUAUUGGUCAAAUGUGGGUUUCUUUCCGUCGGGUACUGUUGUUCGAGAAGGUUCCAACGCCCCAUGUAUUUCAUCUUCGAGUACAGGUGCGGUGGCAACACUUUAUUGCUGCUCGGAUAAAGAUAAUUGUAACAGUGCCAUGAACUAUUCUGUAUCAUUAUUCAUAACCAUCUCAUCGACACUGAGUUGUCUGAUUAUUAAACAGAUUCUUCAAUAUUAA